GCCCGGCACGUCUCAUCACGGCCCAAUCAACGGCCGAGAUCGGGACACGUCACCCGUUCCCUCGGCUCAUCCCGUUCCCCCACGACCUUCGCGAACCACCCCCAUCACCCAUCACCGUUCCCUCGUGCCCAUAGAUUCCCUCUCUCCCCCCUUCCCCAUGGCUACCCUUUCGAAUCACCUCUAGGGUUAAGGUUAGGGUUAGGGUUAGGGUUUGGGUUUGGGUUUGGAGUUCCGCUCUUCAAUGGCGUCCGAACUCAAGGUCCUCGGCGGCGGUGACGCUAACGGAUCCGCCGACGCCCACGAGGACUGCCCCGGCCUCGGCGGCGGCGGCGGAGGAGACAGUGGGGCGAAGGACGAGAGGCCGCUCCUGAAGCCGAACCCCUCCUCCUCCUCCUCCAAUGGCGGCGGCGGCGCCGCCGCCGCCGCCGCCGCCGCAGUGAUCGCCGAGAGCGUGGAGGAGCUCAACAAGAAGUACGGGCCCUACGUGCGGCGGGACACGUACGGGACGAUGGGGCGCGGCGAGCUCCCCGCGGCGGAGAAGCUCCUCCUCGCGAUCGCGAUGGUGACGCUGGUGCCGCUGAGGUUGGUGCUCGGGAUCGUUGUUCUGGUGGUGUACUACUUGAUCUGCCGAGUAUGUACGCUGUUCUCCGUUCCGAAUCGCGAGGAUGGGCAAGAGGAUUACGCCCACAUGGUGGGGUGGAGGAGGGAGGUGGUGGUCCGAUCGGGGCGGUUCCUCUCGAGGGUGAUGCUCUUCGUCUUUGGGUUCUGUUGGAUCCGCGAGUACGAUUUGAGGUCGGAGGAUGAGCGCGGAGAGCUGUCUGAGGAAUCAGAAAGACCAGGCGUAAUUGUAUCUAAUCACAUAUCUCAUCUGGAUAUUCUCUAUCAUAUGUCUUCUUCCUUUCCAAGUUUUGUUGCAAAGAGAUCGGUGGCUAGGCUUCCCUUAGUUGGUCUUAUCAGCAAAUGCCUUGGUUGCGUCUAUGUUCAGCGAGAAUCUAAAACUUCUGACUUCAAAGGUGUUUCAGGUGUUGUGACAGAGAGAAUUCGAGAGGCCCAUGAAAACAAGCUUAGUCCAAUGAUGUUGCUCUUUCCUGAGGGCACAACAACAAAUGGGGGGUAUCUUCUUCCAUUCAAGACUGGUGCUUUCUUAGCAAAGGUCCCAGUGCUUCCAGUAAUUCUAAGAUAUCCUUACAAAAGAUUCAGUCCAGCAUGGGAUUCCAUAUCUGGGGUGCGGCAUGUGUUUUUGCUUCUUUGUCAAUUCGUCAAUCAUAUUGAGGUGAUCCGUCUGCCUGUAUAUUAUCCUUCAGAGCAAGAAAAAGAGGACCCCAAACUCUAUGCUAACAAUGUCCGGAGACUGAUGGCUACUAAGGGUGAUUUGAUCCUUUCAGAUCUUGGGCUGGCCGAGAAGAGAGUCUACCAUGCUGCGCUGAAUGGUAAUUGUCUACCUCGUGUAUUACAUCCGAAAGAUGAAUGAAAAAUCUCCUGACCUGGCGCACAGGAUCAGUACAAAACAGUUUGAUAUGUCAAAGCUAGUUUGGUGUGUGUGCUCUGUAUAUUCUCCUUAGUUCUAUUAAAAGAAUCAAAAGAACAGGGAAAAAGAAGAAAAAAAAAAAAGAAACAGCAUGUGACAAUUGAGUUAUUGUUCUUUUGGUACCCUUAUGAGCCCUUCUCUCAAACAUUCUUAGGGAACUUUCAUGAGCGAUGAUAAUGUGAUAUUCCUUAGUCGGAGAGUUCCAAUUAGGGAGGGAAAAUAUUUAUCUCCAAAACUUAGAUUUUAUUUUGCUGCUGAGGGGAGUUGUUGGUGAGAUUAUUCUGUCAAAGCUUAUGUUUAAUGCAUUAAAUUUAUUUGAUUUAUUGUUGUUC
This is a messenger RNA of Ananas comosus (pineapple), 1860 nucleotides long. Its product is annotated as lysophospholipid acyltransferase LPEAT1. The transcript is spliced from 9 exons. The record is from RefSeq and is a predicted model, not a curated record. Gene Ontology annotation, molecular function: lysophosphatidylethanolamine acyltransferase activity. NCBI's taxonomy places the organism in Eukaryota, Viridiplantae, Streptophyta, Magnoliopsida, Poales, Bromeliaceae. Gene Ontology annotation, cellular component: endoplasmic reticulum. Gene Ontology annotation, biological process: phospholipid metabolic process. Bases 242 to 1471 code for a protein of 409 amino acids.